CAUUCGCCUCGCGCAUUGUUUGCGGCUCUGCAAAUUGUGAUGGAAGCCCUCCAGAAGCCAUGCGGAUUGGUAGAGCUUUACCGGCCAGCCAAUGGGACGCCUGACAUCGACAUCAUUGCCGUGCACGGUUUAAAUGGCGAUGCCCGCCGUACAUGGACCAACCCGGAAACCAGAGCCUGCUGGCUUUCUCACGGAGACUUCUUGCCACUCCAUAUCAAAAGUGCGAGGGUCCUGAGCUGGGGCUAUAACUCCAGUUUUAGCUCUAUUUCUGGCGCCUUACCAUCUAACAACCUUAUUCACCACCAUGCACAAACGCUGGUGGCUCAACUAGCUGCAGACAGGAUAGUGAGUAAGCACGAAUCUACGAAUAGCUUGAUUCAUAUUAACCAAAUGCAGCUGGAGAGCCAAAAUGACAGUCCCAUAAUCUUUCUUUGUCAUUCACUGGGUGGUUUGGUCGUGAAGCGAGCUCUUUCAUACUCGAAGUCUCGCGAAGACAAUGAAACGACGUACAGCAUCUUCAAAAAUACCUUUGGGAUGCUCUUCUUUGGUACACCACAUCGGGGUUCCUCACACGCCGACCUGUUGUUGACCUUGCAGAAGCUCGCCACGCUGGCGCUUCCACGGUCAUUCAUCCAAAAUGAACAGGUCCUUGUCAACGCCCUGAAAUACGAGUCGGAGACCCUGCAAAAUAUCACAGAUUUCUUUGAUCCUCUCAUCAAGUACUUCCAUAUUCAUUUCUUCUGGGAGGAAGAGAAGACGGACCUUCGUUACAAGAAGGAAUACAUUGUUACUAAGGAUAGUGCUGCCCCAGAAUACGAUAAUACGGAACGAUCAGGCAUCGCGGCGACUCAUUCCAACAUGGUCAAAUUUGGUACGACUUCUUCUCCGGGCUUCCGCAUAGUCAUGGCGACACUUUGUCGAUAUUACGACCUCGCCGUGGCUAAUAGAAGGAGAGCAAGUUCUACAAGCUCACUGCCGCCUUACUCGCGUGAACAAUAUACGAUGGCGACAACUUCGACUUCGAAUGUCGAUACACAGCGCGUUGAUACACCACAGCAUCAUUCUGCAGCGGCAUCACUGUAUAUGCCGGCACUUCCGGCUGCCAUCGAACCGCUCGUGAUAGAUGGGUGCAAAUACACAUUUGGUAGAGGCGCUCCCACGCCGAGGGCGACAACGCAGGGAGACCAUCAGGCGGCACACAACUCUCUACGUUAGGGUUUGGGCGGUCAACCUUUGUGCGCCACGACACAAGAUGCAGUGAGACAGUCCAGUCGCUACUUGAUAAUAUAGUUGUCUUAUUUCGU
Molecule: messenger RNA, 1304 nt
Organism: Microdochium trichocladiopsis
Lineage: Eukaryota; Fungi; Ascomycota; Sordariomycetes; Xylariales; Microdochiaceae
Exons: 3
Coding region: 40-1215 (391 amino acids)
Source: RefSeq, a predicted model, not a curated record